UGACGCUCAAACCUUACAUCGACAGAGAGUCGUCGUCUUCUGCUUGUUCUUCACCUUCCACCAGACAACAACACAAAGACAGCACACUCUCUGUCUCUCUCUCACUCACACACAGACAGACAGACGACGAUAACGGCCGUUUUGCAGUCUCCAGUUGGACGGAGUGACGCGUGAAGAACUUAAAACCUUUAAAGUCUAUUCAGACACAACAACUCCACCGCCACCAUGUUUGAGGCUCGACUGGUCCAAGGCUCCAUCCUGAAGAAGGUGCUUGAGGCUCUGAAGGAUCUGAUCACGGAGGCCUGCUGGGACGUCAGCUCCUCCGGCAUCUCGCUGCAGAGUAUGGACUCGUCUCACGUCUCCCUGGUGCAGCUCACACUGCGGCACGACGGCUUCGACUCGUACCGGUGCGACAGGAACCUCGCCAUGGGAGUGAACCUCAGCAGUAUGUCCAAAAUCCUGAAGUGUGCUGGAAACGAGGACAUCAUCACCCUCAGGGCAGAAGACAAUGCAGACACUCUCGCCCUCGUGUUUGAGACCAUCAACCAGGAGAAAGUCUCAGAUUAUGAGAUGAAACUGAUGGACCUGGAUGUGGAGCAGCUGGGUAUUCCAGAACCAGAGUACAGUUGUGUGGUGAAGAUGCCAUCUGGAGAGUUUGCCCGUAUCUGCAGAGAUUUGUCUCAGAUCGGCGAUGCCGUCAUGAUCUCCUGCGCCAAGGAUGGAGUCAAGUUCUCUGCCUCAGGAGAGCUGGGCACAGGAAACAUCAAGCUGUCGCAGACCAGCAAUGUAGACAAGGAGGAGGAGGCGGUGACAAUUGAGAUGAACGAACCAGUCCAGCUGAUUUUUGCCCUCAACUACUUAAACUUCUUUACCAAGGCCACACCACUGUCCAAGACUGUCACACUCAGCAUGUCUGCUGACAUCCCACUCGUGGUCGAGUACAAGAUCGCUGACAUGGGACACGUAAAAUACUACCUGGCACCUAAGAUCGAUGAAGAGGCUUCCUAAACACCCUUUCAUAAAAGCUCAAAGUGGGAGAAUAGAGAAAAGCAGGUGACUGGGACUUAAGUGAUUUCAAAGUGGUGGAUGAUUGUGAUUGUUCUGAGCUUUCAGAUCAUCUCCUCUGAGAUUGCACACACACACACAGUGCUUUUAUUCUGAAGGUGUGUUCAGAGCAGCUGGCUGUUUUUCAUUCAGCCCCAGUGUAAAGUCAGCACUUGGUCACUCCUUUGUGUCUCUAUUUUUCCUGUUUUGGGAAAUAUUCCAGCUGCCACGCUCUCUCUUGUAGAUAACACAUUUGUAAAUACUUUCUGUGGUUCCGCACUGUCCAGUCAACCGCCCCAAUGUUUUUGUAUUCAUCAAAUCAGUCCAAAAUAAAUGAUUAAAGUUGUUUCCAAUUUCCA
Solea solea (common sole) is the source of this 1403-nucleotide messenger RNA. It is a transcript of the gene pcna, whose product is annotated as proliferating cell nuclear antigen. Lineage: Eukaryota; Metazoa; Chordata; Actinopteri; Pleuronectiformes; Soleidae. Gene Ontology annotation, cellular component: PCNA complex. The record is from RefSeq and is a predicted model, not a curated record. The transcript has 6 exons. Gene Ontology annotation, biological process: mismatch repair; translesion synthesis; regulation of DNA replication. The coding region runs from base 226 to 1008 and encodes 260 amino acids. Gene Ontology annotation, molecular function: DNA polymerase processivity factor activity; DNA binding.